Messenger RNA from Exophiala mesophila, 1663 nucleotides. RefSeq lists its product as uncharacterized. The transcript is spliced from 3 exons. Bases 122 to 805 code for a protein of 227 amino acids. Gene Ontology annotation, cellular component: nucleolus. NCBI's taxonomy places the organism in Eukaryota, Fungi, Ascomycota, Eurotiomycetes, Chaetothyriales, Herpotrichiellaceae. Gene Ontology annotation, biological process: RNA processing. The record is from RefSeq and is a predicted model, not a curated record. Gene Ontology annotation, molecular function: RNA binding.
CAACAUUCAUGUUCGAGUGCAAGUUCUUCGACGAGUUCUGCUGUCUGGGAGGAUUUGGAAUAUCCCAUACCGGCCAUGAUUCAACGAACUCAGUGCAUGUAAUUUCAAUACGCCUUGCACGAUGGCGACCGACGUCUUAACCGAUGUUGAAAUUGAUCAACUUCUGAGCCAAGCGGAAAGCAGACUGCGGGAGAAAGUUGGACAGCUUUCGACUGUGGCCACUGAAGAUGAGAUCAGUCUAGAGUCUAAUGUGGCCAAAUCGAAGGCUAGGAAGCCAUUUCCAAAGUUGCGCCACGGACUCGAUGGGGCUGGUUAUCUAAAGGAUGACAAUGGUGUUGCUCAAAUCGACCCCAAAGCCUUGACAGCCUCAGCACAGCAGGAUACCUCUACCUCUUUACCCCCUGUCGAAUUCCCGCAGAAGUCGAAAAAAAUUAACGACCAAUCCUCUGCGGGCCCUGACUGGUUUGGUCUUCCGAAAACCGAUGUCACACCCCAGCUCAAGCGAGACUUACAACUGAUUGAGAUGAGAUCCGUCCUUGACCCACACCGACAUUACAAGAAGAACAACCGCAAGGGUAAAAUACCGACAUUCUCACAAACUGGUACGGUCAUUGAGGGACCUACGGAAUAUUUCAGCUCGAGGAUCAACAAGAAGGACCGGGCAAAGACAUUCGUCGAGGAAGCCAUGAACACCGAGCGUCAGAACGGCCGCUUCAAGCGGAAGUAUGGUGAAAUCCAAGCCGCAAAGACCAGUGGCAAGAAAGAACACUACAAGAAAGUUCUUGCCAAGAGGAAACGGCCGUGAGGGAUUGUCAAGGUCACUCACAUGGCGAGUGCCACACAACCUCCUCGUGUGAUCGUUUCACCCCUCGGUCGAUAUACACCAUAUCACGAUCAUUGGAUUCUGAUUUCAUGGAACAGUGGUCCAAAUCAGAACCCGAACCCAGUCCUCACUGGGAUAGACAUUGGCAGGUGCUGUCGAAAGCAUGAUGGAGGGCUCAACGCGUUCUAUCAUCACCCACCACCUUGAACUUUGUUCACGCCAACGAGUGGUUCAGGGCCUCAUUCCCGGAUGUCCGGGACACGAGCGAUUGAUAGCAAGCUCUGAGGCAGCUCAGCAGCAGCUGAGCAAGGGCUUGCAGAAGCAACAGACAGAUCAAUUCCGGUCGUGUCACCCUCAUAUGUCGAUAUCACCACCUGUCAUUCAGAAAAUUCCUGUGGCGCUCCGGCGGUGAGCGUAGUCUACAUGAACUAUGCAGCGAAAUUGUCUCGAAUCUGGAAAAGGCCAAAGUCCUCGGGCAAGUUGCAUCUGGAGAUCGGCCACAACUUACAAUAAGGUCGCUCGUUCGAGUGCCUAAUACUUAAUUGGCAACCGGGAGGUCAAGCGGCAGAGUCCAGCUGAGCUCCGGGUCUUCAGUAGCUGGAGGCAAGCAUGUUGUUUACUUGGUAGCAAAACGACAAAUUCGUGUGUGCUGGCUAGUCAGGGGCUACGGAGAUUAUGUGUAAUCAUUGCAGGCAUACACCUUGGGAUCCGAUGAGCCCUGGUGAGGCUGAUCAAUUUGAUAAGAGAUUUCAUGACCCGAAUUAUCAGUUGGGAUGUCUCAAUGACGUUGCUCGCAUCGUCCACGGAAUCACGAUAGUCUGUGUACGGAGUAGUGCUGAG